Messenger RNA from Triplophysa rosa, 2947 nucleotides. It is a transcript of the gene ap5s1, whose product is annotated as adaptor related protein complex 5 subunit sigma 1. Gene Ontology annotation, cellular component: AP-type membrane coat adaptor complex; cytosol; late endosome. The transcript is spliced from 3 exons. Gene Ontology annotation, biological process: endosomal transport; double-strand break repair via homologous recombination. Bases 67 to 657 code for a protein of 196 amino acids. Lineage: Eukaryota; Metazoa; Chordata; Actinopteri; Cypriniformes; Nemacheilidae. The record is from RefSeq and is a predicted model, not a curated record.
UGUGACUAAAUACGGAAAUACGUGUGAAUAGUUUUGUCCACACUGACAGCUAUACAUUUAAUAAAAAUGGUGAUAUGUUUCUUAAUCCAUACGGUGUGUCCGUUGAGCGCGCUGUCUGCUGGCGAGAGCCGCAUACUUUACUCGCGCUCAUUCGGACCGGAAACCGGAGAUGGUCGUGACUUUACAUCUGAACAGAGACGACUGAUGCAGAAAGAGAAACUUCACAUUGUAGCCAGGCAGGUGCGGAGUGCUGUGGCUCUGAGUAGGGAAGCCUCAGGCAAUCCGUGUGUAGAGGCUGUGCUGGGUGAAGAGGCCGUAGCACUGGGUGAAGCUGAGUGUGGUGUGUUUUCAUUAUGCAAUGCGGAGCUGUUUCCAGAUCGAAGUGUUGUGCUGUGGCUGGGUGUGCAGUCUCUAGCAUUCACUCUGGUCUGCAGACCACACGAAAAUCAUCUGCUCGCUGAGGGAACGCUUCGCAGCAUCGCACGCCACUGUCUGGAGGAACUACGUCUGCUGGGACCUGGUAGUGAGGUGUUGCUGAAGAGUGAUCGAGUAGAUGCAAUGUUGCACAGACUCCUUCCUCAUGGUCAACUCCUCUUCCUCAACCACCGUUUUGUCUUCAGCCUGGAUAAAGAGAGAGCAAGCUACGUGAGCAAAUGAAAGUGUGUAAAGGUGUAUUUACAUUGCCACAUUUUGAGAGUAAUGUAUGGCUUAUGCCCUGGAUGUUCUGAUAUAAAAGAUCAGACAGACCACUUCUGCUUAGAAAAUAUGAUGCACUUGUGCUGCCCAUAGGAGUAUGAGCAGAAGAGAACAGUCUCGACGUGGAUUGCUUGUUUGGUCUUAUAAGGAUACCAGUGGGCACAUGUUUGAAAACUUUGUAGUUUGACUUCAAAUGAAAAACGAUUCAUUCUACAUCAGAAAUAAGCGGUGUUGUCAUAUCAUUUAUAGAGAUUCUCUAUUUUAUUGCAUAUGUGACAUCAUUGUUGUCUUGGGUUAACAGUGCAAUAUCUUCAAAAGGCCAUAGCUGGUCAUUUGAUGACUUUUUAUUAAACGUAACUGUUUAUUAAAUGUUCUUGUAAAUUUAGGGCUGAAUUAAUUUGAUAACACCACAUCACAUAUUGAUGUUUAAAUGAAAUCAUUAUGGUUCUAUAUCUAGCUCUGCACUAGAGGGCAGUGUUGCAUUACUGUCAAAUGCAUAGCAAUUAGAAUAAUCCUUUAACACUUUCAUCUAAAAUAAUUCAACAGAUCACAGCAGGGUGUCUGCCAACAGAUCUGAGAUAACUGAUUGACAGGUCUGUAAAGACUUCAUAACUAGGCCAACAGAGCAACCACGCAAUUUCAGAAAAUCCAUUUUUAGCGUUUGUUUUCUCUGAUUCAACAAUGAUGAGUUCUCUCUGUCACAGUGCUGCACUUUAAAUAAAGGGAGAGUGAGGAUGUUUAAGUCCACUUAUAGUGAGUGUGAGGCCAGUCUGAACUCAUAAGUAUUGUGGUUCAGUAGUGUUUGUCGUGUCAUUUGUCUUACAGAUGGUAGGAUGGUUUGCGUUCUGUAUGCGUGAAACAGGACAAGAGCCCCGUUAUUGGUUAUGUACUCCAAAACUAUGAAGUAUUUUUAUUGUGACACUCUGAUCUACAACACAUUAAUGACAUUGAAACGUAUGCAUUAUAACAAAUGUUCAUCUUCAGAAUUAAAUAUGAUCAAAUGACUUUUAAUUGGAUAAAUUAAAAAGAUAUAAAAGUGUAAAAAAUGCUAUUUUUACUAAUAAAAUUUAAUAUCCCUUAUGCUAAAUAUAUUUUUAGCCGGGGGGGGGGUAUUGUGGUAACCAGGUAUAUUUUGGUUUUCUUAUACGAUUUUGACUCAACAUUUUGAUAGUACUGUAUUUGAAGAUACUGACGCUGGCACGCUGCAUUCUUAAUGCACAAAUAAAAGUUGCUACUUGACUGCCAACAACAAACCUAAUUUGGUUAAUAAACUGUAUUACUUGGUGGAAUAAUUAUUUCUACAGAUAGGGAGACUGUGCAUUACAGUGAUUUUACCACUGUGUCUGGGAAUUUAUCUUAUCCUGAAUAAAAUAACUGCAAUUCAUGACCUCUUGUGGUUUAUUGCUUAAAAAACUAUUUUCCUCCCUGUCUCUGACCUUUAGAUUUAUAGUAAACUCUUGCUGGUGUGCUUUUUAAGACUUUGUAGACAUUUCUUUUGCAUAUAAAAUGAGAAGCAGUUAUUUGUAAAAAUAAACAAUACAUGUUAAUAACAUGUUUAUAACAACAAUACAAAUUAUUCAUGCAAGUUUUGUUAUGUUUUGUAAGAAAUGUGGAAAAUGUAAAUGUUCAGAUGUAACUUUUUUUGUGAAUUUUACUGUAAAAGCCCAUGAAACUGUAUUUUAAUCAAACAGACCAUUUGACAGAUCUUCAACUGCAUGACGGAGGGGACUUUGCCUCCUCAUGUCAAAAGCCCACCACUUAUUAUUGAAAUUUCUAAAGCGGAGGUUGCUGUGUUUAGUGUUCUUAACAGGGGAGUCAUAAUUUAACGGGAAGAUUUUGAUACCCACACCAGAUAUAAAUUAACCUGAUCACACCAUGUUGGAUCUUUUAUCAAAUAACGCUGUAUUGGAGACAUCUGGAUGCUUCAGUGUGACUGGUUCUGGUAUGUCAUGUAGCUAUACAGCUGCUGUGUUGUUAAACGUGCCUUUAUUUAUAGAGCUACAAUGCUGACUUGGCCAAACAUACACUUAAAUACAUACAAAAUACUUUUAAAUAGUGUGUAUUUCCUACGUCAUCCAAUGUGAAUACGUAUGUUUGAAUACAGCGCAACUGUAAUAUUAAACUUAAACUUCGUUUGAUAUUAUAAUAAAUUAUUAUAAUGUCACUUAGCCCUGGAUGUAUGCUUCAUGUGUUAAUAGUGUUGUACUAUGCAAUAACAAUAAAGUAAAUAACGAAGUAAACAAUAUGUUGU